AUGUUGAUUCUCUUUGCGCCUCCGGGUGCGUUGCCUCCGGAGGGCGGGAUGGUUUCGAUCGUGCGGGCGACCGACGGCGUUGAAGGGAUUCCAGCCGGGUUUCCCAUUUUACUCGACGCGCAGAUGUCGAUCAUCGAGCCGGCUUUCAGCUAUUUGCUCGAGCUCGCCACGAUCCCCGGCCGUUCGCAUGCGACGGAGACGCUGCGGACCUACAGCGAGCACCUGCAUGACUGGUUCGACAGCUUGGAGCAGAGCGGCCUCGACUGGCGGCUUGCCGACGAAGGAACGAUUGCUGG
Gregarina niphandrodes is the source of this 296-nucleotide messenger RNA. RefSeq names its product amine-terminal SAM-like domain phage integrase. Lineage: Eukaryota; Apicomplexa; Conoidasida; Eugregarinorida; Gregarinidae. The record is from RefSeq and is a predicted model, not a curated record. The transcript has a single exon. The annotation marks the transcript as partial.